ACCUGUGAAGGCCACCACUUGUGAUUGCAUAUCUGUACCGGUUGAUUCGUGGAAGGACUUUUUUGUUUACUAUUAAUCUGAUCAUCAUUUGGAACUUUUCUUUGCCAUCUCCGCAUCCUUGAUCACAUGCAGAGCAAACCGGGUUCUAACUCAUUGUUCGAACAGACCUGAAGAGAGAUUUUUCUUUAAAAUAACGAUCGGUUUCUUUUUUUAAAAUAAAAAUUUAAUCAAGCACGUGUAGAAAGUAUCUUAUUACUUGUACCACCAAUGAGUGACUGUUGAAUUCGGACUUUGAACACAUCACGUGGACGUCUUGUUUGCAAAUUUUGUAAGGACAUACUAUCAUUCACACGGAACUGCACCAGUCCAACAAAGGACUAUGCUGAGCCCCGAUAUAGCAACAGACUUACAGUAUGUAGGUUCAGACGUUCCAUUUUACGAAACCGACGUUGGAAAAAAGGAUAUGCAGUAUUAUGAUUUACAGCCGAUUCCAAGUCAUUCCUCUAACCAGUAUAACAGUUCUGCAAUCCUAGAUUACAUCUUCCAAAACAGUGGGGCAGAUGAUUUAGGUGCUUGGGAAACUCGAUCAUGGCAAAACAAAGCUCCGAACCAGUGGAAUGAGGGAGAUGUAUUAGAAUGGUUUUUAAACUGGUCGAAAGAGACUGGCAUUGAUCUCCUCGACGUGAACAUGCCAGAAUUCAAUCGUAUGAACGGCCAGACUCUGUGCGAAUUAUCACAAUCGGAUUUCUGCACUUUGGAUAAUCGAUAUGGACAUAUAUUGUACCAGAGCCUCCAAAAUACGAUAGCAAAUCAUUAUCAGCCCAGUCCUACGGCACUGGACAUUGCGGCAUGCAUCAGAUCAGACAAUCCACUACCAGCGUUCCACACGUGGUCUAAUGACACAUAUUCACAACUUUUAAAUUGUGUGGGAUCGGAAAUUCAGGGUAACAGCCCAUCAUCCAGUCACGAUUCCGACCGAGAGGACCGAGAAAGUACGAGUAGCAGCAUGAGCACCGCAAAUGAAAAGCCUACAUUAAAUGCUGCAGCGUAUAUAACAUCGUCGUUAUGCUCAGAAAUUUUAGACGGGAAGAAGCCCGGAAGACGAGGUAGGCCACCAAAAACGGAAGCCAGAUCUUCCAGAAGUCGGCAAGGUAAAGGCAAUGGCAAGCUAUGGGAGUUCAUCCGUGAUCUUCUACUCGAUCCAGCCACGAAUCCUAGCCUUAUUCGCUGGGAACGACCAGAGGAUGGCAUCUUCAAAUUCGUGCAGUCUGACAGAGUGGCAAAAAUGUGGGGGGAUCGGAAGCAAAACCCCAGAAUGACAUACGAAAAACUUAGCAGAGCCAUGCGAACUUACUACAGCAGCGAGAUUUUGAUUCCCGUCCCAAAGACAGAAGGCCUGCCCAAAAAGCUGGUCUACAAAUUCGGACCCAAAGCGAGCGGGUGGUCACAAAACCGUGCAUGAUCACGUGCUGCCUCUCUGGAGUCUAUAUUUUGAUAUUAUUACAAGAGUCAGGUACUCCUGCCUGUAUUCGGAAGGAGACUGGUGUACAAGUUCGGGCCCAAUGCUACAGGUUGGAGGCACGGGCCUGGUUACCAUUAAGCGACUUCAAGUGUACAGUCUCAUAAUUUUUCCCUGUCAUGCCUGCGUACAGCCGACUUGUACAGACGCGUGCACAUCUCCGAACUGUAGAAGUUGCUCAUUUCAUGUUUUUAUACAUAACAUAAAUAAAUAAAUAUAUAUAUAUAUAUAAAUGUGUUGAAAACUUUUAAAGUGUGUUUCCCGGACAUUAUACGGUGGGCAAACCGGAAGCGGCCGGAUUAGAACCUCGACCUUCUUGCUUUUAGCGGUGCUCUUGUCACAGCAACAGAAGUCUGUGGUUUGAAUCCUGCGCUAAAAUGAUCUCCCGUUGCCUGUAAACUGUAAAUGGUGCAUCCACAUUUACUUCAAAUUGUCCUGACUUUUAUGUUAACAUGAAAAUAUUUACUUUAUUAUUAUUUCAUGUGAACCUUAUCACGAAUGUUUGUUCUGUUGGUGUAUUGUUCAUAUUUUUUAGUGUAAGAUAAAUGUAUGGUUGCUUCUGUCUAAAUUUAUUUUUCAGUUUACUUGUAUGGUAAUAGUAAUAGAUUAUUAUUACGAAAGGAAAUCAUUUAUUUGUGUGCUAGUUUUCUUUUUGGUCGAAAGUUUUGGCUUAAAAAACAUAUGAAACUUUCGUUCAUUUUUAAAUCUCAUUUUUCGUUCAUUCUUAAACUCCUAAAUUAUGAUUUCAUUAUUUAAAUUUAAUUCAUUAAUUUGCGUAGUUCAUAAAACUUAAUACACAAUUUUCUUAUAUUUUAAAUUCAUUUCUAAAUAAAGUUUUAGUUUCUGUACUUUAAAUGUUAAUAAAUAUUAAAAUAUUAUUGUUAGUUAUAAAAUUUAGAAAUUUUAUAAAUUUGUUAGAAGUCCACUAUUCAUUUUAACGUAAGAGGUUUUUCUUCUGUUUAAAAAUUAGUCAUUAGAUAUUUCUAAAUUAAUUUGAAACAAAUAUAUCUAAAUUUAUUCAUCUGCAACUUAUAUUUAAUUUGUAAUUGUACUCCCUUAACAUCUACUUUGAGCGCCUUAAUCUGAAUACCUACUAAUUUUUGCAUCACAUACAUUAAUUUCUUUAAUCAUAUAUUUCCUGUUCAUGGAAAGGAGGAAACUGAAGUACUUCACCGUUAUGUCGAUAAAACGUGUAUCAUUUCCUUUUUGUUUUAUAUGUUUGUGUGAAAAUUAUCUUGUAAAAAGUCUCAUUUAUGUAAGAGAUUUAUAUAUUCUGUCUAAGAGAAAGGAUGUAGAUUAUUUACAUGCCUUUUAAAUAAGUAUACGGUCUGCAAUCAUUGCAGAAGUUUUAUCUAAAAUCCAAGUGUUCAGUCGUGUAAAUAGCUUAUUUUUUUAAAGAGUUUAUAUGCUAAAAUAUUUUUAAACGAAGUUGAAAGUUUUUAACUGAUUUAUACAUAAUAUUUUUAUAGCAUGCAUUAUAACAUUUUUAUAAAAUGUUAAUUAUAAAGUUUUUUCUGUAUUAUAGAAAUAAGAAAUCACCGACACGUUUAUGGUGAUAAAUAUUAAUCAAAAUGUUUGUGAUAAUUGCUGGGCGGAUAAUUGAAUUUACAUUAUAUAUUAUAAAUUAUAGUUAUUAUAUUGUUGAAGUGUGUGCCACUAUUGUGUUUUCAAAAUGCAAGUUCAGUGCUUUUGCACUUUUUAAUGGAUAUAUACAAUUAAGGAAAUUAUAUUCGUGUAAUUAAAUGAAAAAUGGCUUUACAGUAUUUCAGUAAUUAAAUAAAAAAAUGAUUUUACAGUAUUUCAAUAAUUAAAUGAAAAAUGGUUCUGCAAUGUUAUUUAUAAUCUUAUAUAACUCUAUGUAACAAAUUUGUUACAAAAUACAAAUUGCAUGAAUGAAUGUUACAAAUGAGUUCCACUCUGUCUAAAAUGGUAUUCAUUUUAACAUAUCACAUUUUGUUGCUUAUGUUUUUGUUGAUCAUAAAUUUCAGCUGCAUUUGUUGUUUGCAGUAUAUGCAUAUUUUUUAUAUUCACUUAAAGCUUUUAUUUGCAGCAUAUUAUUUGGAAUCAAAAUUUUUAUUUGUGAGGGAAUUAAACACCAACCUGAUUAUUCUUAUUAAUCUAAUUUGCAAUUGUUUGAUUGUCUGAUUUUUUUUCUAUUUAUUUCAGCUUAGAAUAAUUUUAUGGCAAUUCAUUUUCUCUCAUUGAGCAGGUUUAUAUACAUUAUAUUUUAAUUAGAUAAAAUUUUGUGUAGCUUGGUUGCUACUGAUGUAUAUAUUUUAUUUUAUUCAUUCUAUAGAAUAUAUUAAUUAUGGAGAAGAUGUGAAAAGUAAUUUCGUUUUCGUAUUACUUUUUGUGGCAGCAUUAGACUUGGUUGUAAUUUGAUGACUCCUGUGGCUGUUAUUAGUCUAAAUGAUAUUGUAUAGAAAUUAUAUAAAAUAUAUAUAAGCUCUUGAUUAAUUUUAUAAGCAUAUUAUGCUCAAUCAAAAGUUGUUAUUUAGAAAUUUCUAUUUUUGUGUUGAUUUUUUUAGGUUUAUUUGUGUAAUAUAUUAUUAUUUACUUAAAAUUUCUGCAUUUCAACAAGAACACUAUGCUAUGCCCAUCUUUUCCAGCUUGCUUUUAGCUUGCAAAGUGGUUUGUCAGUGUAAGGCAGGUCCAGGCGUUAUCUAAAUUUUAAUUCGUAUAAAAGGAACUAAAUGCAGUGUAACAUUUUUACGGGUAUUUCUUGUUAGAAAAUACAUUAAGAAGCUAAGGAAGAAGAAUUUUAAAUCUUUUUAAAGUAUUACAAAAAGUAUGAAAUUUAUAUAAUUAUUCUCAAUUCAAAUCUUUAUUUUAAACUCUUCGAUAAUUUCUUAAAUAAAUUUGAGCGGAAAGUUACUGAAAGGCGGUCUUACAUGCAGUUUAGAACAAAAAUGGGAACUUCAUCUUCCUUUAUAAGAUUAAAGAAAAGGUUAUUUCUGGAAUCUUUACUUUUAAAUCAAAUUUUAUUUUCAGCUAAAAAAAGUUACCAGUUGGGGGGGGGUAUUCCAGGUUUUCAUUUAUUUAGUAUUUUACAUUGAUGUUAAUGAACAAAAGAAUAUGAUUCAAUCUGUGAAUUUAUUUUAAAUAAUUCUUAAGAAAAUAUCUUUUGUUUUAAUGUUAAUAUUAUAAGAAAACUUUGAAUGUAAUUAAUGUAAGAAUUUCAUAUUUUUAAGUAAUUUAUUUUCCAGUAUUUUAGUAUUUUAAUUCUAGUUGCAGUAUUUUUAUUAGUUCACUUAGCAGUCUGAAAAUAUUUCCAUAUUUUUGUGACCAUGGUUUUAUUAUUGUAUUUUCUUUUGAAAAUUUCUUCGGCGAAAUAUCUGCAUUCCAUCGCUUAGCUCUUGUUAGCUGUUGCUUACCUUAAAAGAAAGGUAAAUACGAUUUCGUGUAAAAACAAAGAAAUUUUUCAUUUGUAAAUAAAUGUCAUAAGUGCCUUUUUCCUUUGUAUUUUAAACACUAUUUCUAUAUUAUAUAAAAAAUAAAAAAUAUGUUAUAAAA
Molecule: messenger RNA, 5032 nt
Organism: Stegodyphus dumicola
Lineage: Eukaryota; Metazoa; Arthropoda; Arachnida; Araneae; Eresidae
Product: ETS homologous factor-like
Biological process (GO): cell differentiation; regulation of transcription by RNA polymerase II
Cellular component (GO): nucleus
Molecular function (GO): DNA-binding transcription factor activity, RNA polymerase II-specific; sequence-specific DNA binding
Source: RefSeq, a predicted model, not a curated record